CUGAAGGACCAAAACCCAUUACUACUACUACUGACCUAAUCAAUUCAUCCCCUUAACUCUGUUUCUAACAUUUCAUCCCAAUUCACUUGGAAUCCUCAACCAUCCCUGCCACAAUAAAGCCCCCAACUAACCCUCAUUUUCUUACUUACUACAUUCUCUUCUUUCUUCCCCCUCCUCCUCCUCCUCCUCUGUUUUUUCUCGAGAGAGGGGAAAAAAACAGAAAACAGAUAAAAUGUCCGCAAAAUUGUUAAUGGGUUUGAGUGAGGAGAACCCAGAAUUGGAGAGGCAAAUUGGGUGCAUGACAGGGAUCUUUCAAGUGUUCGACCGCCAUCAUCGAAUUACAGGGAGAAGAUUCAGUGGGCAAAAUCAUAAGAGACUCACUUCAGGCCACUCACAAUUAAGCAGCAAUACUUACACGGAAGAACACAAUCCAGGUUCUCCACAAAUUGUUCGGGAACAUAAUCGCAACAAGAGUUCGAAAGAAAAUCAAAAAAUCCCGGUGGAAUCAUCAGCUUCCAUUUCUUCUUCACCCUCAACGUCAUAUUCUGCUUCACAAACUAAGCCCAUCUGCAACGACUUCAGAGAUGUGAUUAAGGACUCUAUUAAUGGAGAAUUUCGGGUUUUAUCUGUAAAAACAUCUGUUAAGGAUGAGAUAAAGAAAGACAAAGUGUUGAAGUAUAGAGACUCACCGAGGCCGAUAAUGUCGGUUGACAUGAAUGAUUCAAUUCAGGUUCUGACUAGACUUAGAGAAGCUCCUCGGUUUUCUUGUGAUGGGAGAGAGAUGACAAGGAGCAAAUCUAUUACCAAACUAAGGGAGCUCCCUAGAUUAUCAUUGGACAGCAGAGAAAGCUCUCUUCAGAGUUCUAACUUCAGUAGAAGCAGUCUAAACCAAGGAAUUCCUAGUGUUGUAGCAAAGCUCAUGGGCUUAGAUGCAUUGCCCAGUUCAGAAUCUCAGGAGCCAACGAAGUUGGCAAGGACUAAUACUGAAAAAUACAGUGGAGAAGGGGAAAAAGAACGUAUUUCAAAACAUAGUUAUCAGCAGACUGAAUCAGUUUAUAGCCAGAUAGAUAGAAGAGCAAAAGAGCUGGAGUUCUCACAUUCCAACAAGGAUCUGAGGGCUCUUAAACACAUAUUGGACACCAUGCAAGCUAAGGGUAUAUUAGGGAGCAAAGAGACUGAAUCUCAACAAUCAAAGAAUCUGAAACCAACGGAUUCGCAAAAAUUCGAGUCCCCAAUUGUGAUCAUGAAGCCUGCAAAGUCUAUUAAAAGAUCUGAAGGCCUUGAAGGCCUCAAAAAGGUUCAAACAAGCGAUCCAGCAACUAGGAAAAAGGCUAAAGAUCAAACCCCUAAAGAGAAGAAAACUGAAGAGAGUAAUUCACAGAAGAUUCGGGCUCCAUUAAUGCAGAGAUCACCUAGGCGUCAGCAGCCAUCGAGAGAAAGAAGUGAAAGCCCAGUGAAGAGUUCAGGGUCUUCAAGCCCGAGAGUUCAGCAGAGAAAGAUUGAACCUGAGAAGAAACCACGGGCCUUAACUAGAAAGAAGAAAGCCGAGAGGAAGCCAUUUGAGCCUCUUUUGCAAAAUAGAAAUCUUCGAGUGAAAUCUCAAAUUCAAAUGGAUGAUAACCAAGGCAAAAAAUCUGCUGAGAUCUGUCAAAGGGAACAUGGAGAUAUUAGCUCGGCUACCAUGAUAAUAAAUUCUCCGUCGUGUGAGAAAGACAAUGAAAUGAUUCAAAACGAGGAUACUUCAUCUAUUGAUUCUGCAAUAGUUUCAGUAGAGCAGCCAAGCCCCAAUUCUGUCCUAGAAGCAGCAUUUUACCAGGAUGACUUACCUCUCUCUCCUAUGAAUAAAAUCUCAUGUACAAAUGAAGAUAAUGAUAAGAUGAUCUCAAUGAACCUAGCCAAUGCCAUCACAUCAAAGCUGAGCUCUGAAAUCCAUCUGCAAAAACGCUGCGUCAUCAAGAACUUGGUCAAUGAUCUAAGUCAGAUAAGCCCAACAGAUGAUGACUGUGAUCAUGUUUUUCAAAUACUAAUGUCUGCAGGCAUUCAAGAAAACACACCUCAGCCAAAGUCUAAUGCGGAUAAGCUCCAUCAAGACCUCAUAUUUGAUAUUAUAAAGGAAAUCUUAGUACAAAAACUGGAGUUGAUGAUUCAUGGACCUCAAAUUGAUCUCUUCAAUCGAGCCAAGAAGAUCAAUAGUCAGUACUUAUGGACUGAAUUAUGCUCAGAAAUCAAGCAAGUAUUAGUCAAGAGGCCAACAUCCAUGAACGUGGAGGAAGAGGACUUGAGAUUUCGCAAGGAUUUGCUUAUACAAACUUCAUGUGGGUGGGAAGAUUUAGGCAUUGAAGUACCUGGAAUUGUAUUGGACAUCGAGAGAUCGAUAUUUAAGGAUUUGAUUGAUGAGAUUGUGACUAGUGAGGCUUGUUCUAGCUUGCAAGUUAAAGGAGCUAGGAGGCGGAGGAAGCUGUAUGUGUAGGAAAAGAAUUGAUCUAACUUGUAAUGCUACUGUUAUUUUUCUUGUUAUUAUGGAUAGAAGAUAAAUUGGGUUUUCUAUCUUAGCUUUUGUAUAGAAGAAUGUCCUUCAGAAAUUUGAAAUAUGUUAAUAUACAUGAUUAAAUAAA
Messenger RNA from Asparagus officinalis (garden asparagus), 2615 nucleotides. Its product is annotated as protein LONGIFOLIA 1-like. Lineage: Eukaryota; Viridiplantae; Streptophyta; Magnoliopsida; Asparagales; Asparagaceae. The coding region runs from base 233 to 2470 and encodes 745 amino acids. The record is from RefSeq and is a predicted model, not a curated record. Gene Ontology annotation, biological process: regulation of monopolar cell growth. The transcript has 5 exons.